AUGGCUGAGCCGAGGAGCACAGUCAUGCCAACUGCUGGAACAAGAGGCACAGGGGGGCAACUGACAAGGGAUGCACCCAAAGUCUAUAAUACUUCUUACAGGGCAUCAUAUGGUGAAAGGGAGCACGAUCCAGCCAGGGUGAGUUUAAUAUCUUACCUCAGACAUCCCAGUGAGACGGGCUUCACAGCAAACCAGAGGCCAGCGAUAUAUUACAGGCCCAGUCUGGACCACACUGACAACCCUCAGUUUGGGCUCCUGUUAUCUAACAACUUCCUGACUCAAACUAAACUUCAUUACAAGCCUCACAUCCGCGCUGAUUGUUCAGGGCCUUUGCCAAACCUCAUUAACAAGCCCAGAGACAGCGGCUUCCAUCAGCUGAGGACUCACCUGCAGCCAGAGACUGGUGAAGAGGAGAAGACAGAAUACCAAAGAUGGUUUGUGCCUCAUUGUCUCACACGAACAGUUUCCCAGAAGCCUGUGACUAUAGGUCCCAAAGGAGAGACUGGUUUCACUGAGGGAACCAACCUUCAGCUAAUCACCUUUCAGGAGAAAAACAGCAGCAGGGCUGAACCUCAGCAGACCCGCGGCUCAGUGAUGAAACACGACUUCUUACUCCCGUCAUUUCUGCAGGGGGCUGAGCCGAUUCCAGGCCUCUGUAGCCGUUCUUGUCGAGAAACAGGAUUCACUCGAGGUGCUAGCGCCCCCUUGGCCUGUCCAACUUCACCUCCCCCACAGCCCCAGAGUGACAGUAAUGGACUAACUGUGAAGCGCAUUGGAAAAAAGGAGCCCACUGGGUCUCUUCUAAAUUCAAGCAACCAGGUUUUCCCUAAUGCACCUUUUGAUCGUUCACACUUCACUACACAUUAUAGGAGCAAGUUCUGUCAUGACGCUGAUGUAGAAAAGCUGAGAUCAGGCCCCUCUGCUGCAGGAAUCAUCAGAGCAAACAUGGACAACAGCUACAGUCGUCGGGACAUGGACAGAUUCAUCUUUAGAGGCUAAAACCUGAGAUGUUACCUUCAUGGCUACCAAUCACAAAAAUAAAUUCUAUUUUCUUGUUAGGGUUGUGGUUUGUUUGUAGAUGAAUAAAAUCUGUGUAAUUUCUUUUGUGGAAGAUCAGUUUCAAUAUUAUUUCUUUAUGAUUAAACCCUGAGAACCUUAAUCACUCCCACAUCUGUGGUGUUUUACAAAAGUCCUGUCAAAAACUAAU
Paralichthys olivaceus (Japanese flounder) is the source of this 1207-nucleotide messenger RNA. It is a transcript of the gene saxo4, whose product is annotated as stabilizer of axonemal microtubules 4. NCBI's taxonomy places the organism in Eukaryota, Metazoa, Chordata, Actinopteri, Pleuronectiformes, Paralichthyidae. Gene Ontology annotation, molecular function: phosphatase binding. The record is from RefSeq and is a predicted model, not a curated record.